GACAUCUACUGUCAAAACAAAAUAACCUCAAAAAAUGUUUUCAAUUCAAAAUUUGAUUAUAUUGAGACUAAAUUAUAGAAAUAUAAAAACAAAAUGGACUUGUAUCGCUUGUAUACGUUCUAAAAGUUCCGCGGAACCCAAAACGAAGACGUAUUCACACACGAUUUUAUUUCCAGCGACUAAAUUUCCGGCUCGAUCUAGCAAUGCCGUUAAAGAAGAAAUUCAGAAGACAGCUCAGUUUUCUGAGCUCUAUAGCUGGCAAAGAGAGCAUUUAUCUGGUCCAGAAUUUGUGCUACAUGAUGGCCCACCAUAUGCCAAUGGAGAUUUGCACAUGGGGCAUGCAGUAAAUAAGAUAAUAAAAGACAUAAACAACCGAAGUCAAGUCUUACAGGGCAACAAGGUCCACUAUGUCCCUGGGUGGGAUUGCCACGGGCUCCCAAUAGAGCUGAAAGCUUUACAAAAAGCCAAAAAAUCCUCCAAAUGCGACAUAUCUUAUCCGGUAGAAAUACGUAACAUAGCUAGGAAAUUCGCUUUAGAAACGGUUGCGAAACAGAAGGCAGCGUUUGAAAGUUGGGGUGUUAUGGCUGAUUGGGAAAGACAGUCUUACUUGACGUUAGAUAAAAGUUACAUAAAGAAGCAGUUACAUCAGUUUUAUACGAUGUACAAGUCCGGUUUAAUUUAUAGAGCUUUGAAACCGGUGUACUGGUCACCGUCUUCUAAAACAGCUUUAGCUGAAGCAGAGCUAGAGUACAACCCGCAGUAUAAAAGCAAGGAGGUGUAUGUGACAUUUCCUAUCCAAAACAUACCACAGGAUAUUCAGGAUAUGAUACCUGGGAAGUCCCUGUCAGCAGUGAUCUGGACCACGACGCCAUGGACUCUGGUCGCCAACCGCGCAGUGUGCUACAGCCCAAAGAUGCAGUACAGCGUGGUCACUUUCGGCGCCAGGCCUGGUCACUUUGUGGUCGCGAGCGGGCUGGUCGAGGCCUUGGAGAGGACACUGGGGAUGGAGAUUAGGAAGGUUGUUGAGUUUGAAGGGUCCCGCCUCUUCGGCGCGACGUACUACAACAAGUUGACGGGCUCCACCCUCCCGUUCCUCGCCGGCGACCACGUGACAGACGACAAGGGUACCGGCCUGGUGCACACCGCGCCUGCGCACGGCCCCGACGACUUCCUCGUCGCUUUGAAGAAUAAUAUGACUGUGGAUUGCAACGUCGACGAGUCCGGCUGCUACACCAACUUGGACCCUGAACUGAACGGACUCCCAGUCCUCAAGGAAGGUCAAGACGUCGUCAUCGGCCGCCUGUCUGACUCCAUAGUACACCAGGGCGUGUAUGUGCACUCGUACCCCCUGGAUUGGCGGACCAAGAAGCCUGUCAUAUUGAGAGCUAGUCAGCAGUGGUUUAUCGAUACUGCUGCUUUGAAAGAUCAGGCUUUGAAAGCUCUAGAAUCAGUGGAGAUCCUCCCUCCGUCGUCCGCCGAGCAGUCUCGCCAGGGCUUCAGGGCGCAGUUGGAGAAACGCCCUUAUUGGUGCAUCUCCAGACAGCGCGCCUGGGGGGUGCCCAUACCCGUGCUAUAUAGGGGAGAAGAUGCUAUUGUUGAUGAACGCAUCAUAGACAAGUUAUGUUCGCUGAUCGAGACGCAAGGCGCCGACGCGUGGUGGACUUGUGACGUUAAGAAGCUGCUGCCGUAUGACGUAGUGGUGGACUAUGACCUGGAGAAUCAAGAGGUUACCAAAGGAAAGGACAUAAUGGACAUCUGGUUGGACUCGGGCGUGUCGUGGCAGACCUUGUGUGGCAAACAGGCGCGGCUGUACUCGGAGGGCGUGGACCAGCUCACGGGCUGGUUUCAGGCCGCGCUGCUCACCUCCCUCGCGAUCACCCGGGAACCUCCUUACCAAUCGAUAUUUGUACACGGGUUCGUGGUGGACGACAAGAAGCGCAAGAUGUCCAAGUCGAUAGGUAACGUGAUCGACCCCUACACCAUCAUCAACGGAGGGAAGGACAAGAAUAACCAGCCAGCGUACGGAAUUGAUACAUUAAGGUGGUGGGUAGCCAGCCACGCGACGCAACACGCGCAGAUCAUCAUCAGCAAGAAACUCCUAGACGACUGUCAAGCCGAAGUCAUCAGGGUCCGGAACAUACUCAAAUAUCUUCUAGGCGUCAUCAGUGAUCUCCAAAAGUCAGAUUUUACCCAAAACCCUGAGUUAAACUACUUUGACGCAUACAUGGUUCACGAAAGUAGACAAUUCUUGUCUCAAAUCGAAGACUGUUAUAACAAUUUUAGAUACAACCAUGUAGCCCAAAAUGCACUCUAUUUCAUAAGCAAUAAAGUUUCAGCUUUGUAUUGUCAUUGCGUAAAAGAUAGGUUAUAUUGUUCAGCUAAAAAUUCUGUAGAAAGAUUGUCAGCCCAGUUAGUAGUUCAUACAUUAUUAGUGUCUUUGUGCAAAGCUUUAGGGCCUAUUUUGCCGCAUUUGAUAGAGGAAGUUUGGCAACACCAUCCAAUGUACGAGAAACCUUUUUAUUUUACACCGGAAUUACCAUUUUUGAGCGCCAAAGUUGACACGAAGAUAAUGGACACGGUUUUGGAUAUCAAGAGAGACAUUUGUGUUUUAGCUAAAAACGAAAAUUUAAAGAAAUUCACUGCAAAUAUUGAAUUAGAUUCGGAAUUAUAUGAAGAAAUAAAUACAUUGAAUUUCCAAGAUGGCGUCAAUGACAGUUGGCUCACUGAAGUUUUAGAGCUGUCAUCUGUCAAACUAAACGUCAAAAUUGGCGGGAAAUGGGAAAUAAAAUUGAAUGAAAGUGAUAGGAACCAGUGUCUAAGGUGCAGGAAGUAUAAUGUUGAAGAAAAUAGUGAUAAGUGUUUGAGAUGUGAAAAGGUUGUUGAAUGUUUAUAAGCGAGAGAUUUACCUGCAUAGUUUACAUUAUUGUUGACUGUUGAAGUUUGUAAGGCGACCUUAUUGCUAAGGUAACACGGUGCAGGUAAGGAGCAUUAUUUAUUAUCUAGGCUGUAGGCUAGGCAUUUAGUUAUUUAUGUUGUUAAUAAAU
Molecule: messenger RNA, 3044 nt
Organism: Pectinophora gossypiella (pink bollworm)
Lineage: Eukaryota; Metazoa; Arthropoda; Insecta; Lepidoptera; Gelechiidae
Gene: IleRS-m
Product: isoleucine--tRNA ligase, mitochondrial
Exons: 12
Coding region: 35-2893 (952 amino acids)
Biological process (GO): isoleucyl-tRNA aminoacylation
Cellular component (GO): cytosol
Molecular function (GO): tRNA binding; aminoacyl-tRNA deacylase activity; ATP binding
Source: RefSeq, a predicted model, not a curated record